UAUAAAUUAUGGGUUAACGGUAAUAUUUUUAUAAAAUAUAAUACGAAUCGUUCUGCUAAUUUGAUACGGAAACCCCUUCUGAAGCAUAUAACACUGUAGGAAAUAUAUAAUUGGGCUCUCAACAUUUCUCGGAUAUAUGAGUAUCCAACUCUAGUAUAAAAUACACAUUAUAUAAACCAUUAAACUCAUACAUACAAUGCAUGAUACAUACAUACAUACGUACAUACUUACAUACACGCAGACGCACACAAAAAAGGAAUUGUUUUUGUAGAUGCUAAGAAAUGUUUCUGUAGCAAGAUUUUUAAGAACUACUUGGAAUAUUACUUACCUAUACUUGGAUCAGGAUGGAAGCUUGGGUUUUGAUUUUUUUUAUCUCGUCUCUUUUCUCUAUACUCGCGAACCAUUCUUGUCAAGUGCCACCCGACCGUAGUAACGAAUCCUUAAGCCCCAUCAUCUUACUGCCAGCCCCGUCCGGGAUCUCGUACGAAUCGCUUCACUACCCAGUGCCCAUGGAUCAGCAGUAUCAGGUAAUACCACUAGUGAUAAACAUGGGGAAAAUACCCUUGAUAAAUCACGCAGUCCAAACGCCCAUACAAUACUUCGCACCCCCCAACAACAAUAACCAGCGGGCACAGAUUUACGACUCUGCACAAUAUUCGACGGAUCGAGACGAACGUCUGCAACUACGACGUAACCCGGACACAUCGAUAUUAUAUUCGAAUGACGAGCAAAUCGAAAAUCAACCGACGUACCGCGGUUAUGGUAAUGAUAAUAAUCAUCCGCCAGCCGCAACUGCUACAGUUUACUCGGAAACGCGAGUCGAUGGUGUGCCCUCGUCGCGGCGGUACAGUUACGGAUACAAAAUAAUCGACGGCCGCGUUGGCGGAUCAAAUGACCGACAUGAUGCACCGACGAUUGUCGGCGGUGACCGACCGACAAGCCGUAACAGAUUAUCGGGUCCAGAAGAUGGAGAUUUCGAGAGCACGAUCGGCCCGGGUGCCGGAUUACGAACGGCGGCCAACGGACGAAAACCCGACGAAUCCGACGACCGGCGGGAAGAUGGACCGGACAAUAUUCCCAGAGCUUUAAGACCGAUAGUUGUUAAGACAGAGUCGAAUACGACAAAAACCGAAUUGAAAAAAUAUUACAAGAAGGUGACAAAUCCGGAGACACCGGUCAAAGAGGCAAAAAAAAUGGAAAAUUUACAACAUUAAUCCCGCACAACAGUGAAACUGACGGCUGUAUAAAAUAAAGGUGGUGGAACAAUGGCGACCAUACAAACGAAAAUAAUAAUAUUUUAAUAUAACAUAAGUACGAUUAAUGUAAUAAUAUUACGAUUUUGUUAUUAGUGUUAUUUGUAAAAAUCAGAUUGUGUAAAUAUUUCAAAAUAAAUAUUAUCGAAAAAACGCAUUAUAUCAUUAAGUAUAAUAUAUUAUAUUAUAAUUCGAGUAUAUACUCAAUGAUAAUAUACAUGUCAAACUUUUAAAUGUAAUAAUAUAUAUUCGUGUAUUAGCUAAAAUUGUUUUAUAUUUAAAUAUAUUGUUAUGCAUUUUUGUAAUUCAAUGAGAAAAUAAAUAAAUGUUAUAUACUA
Molecule: messenger RNA, 1591 nt
Organism: Metopolophium dirhodum (rose-grain aphid)
Lineage: Eukaryota; Metazoa; Arthropoda; Insecta; Hemiptera; Aphididae
Exons: 2
Coding region: 345-1214 (289 amino acids)
Source: RefSeq, a predicted model, not a curated record